AUGAAGGUUCCUGCUUUCACCGCUGCAAUCGAGCAACACCAGAAGCGGAUCACCGAUUCCAUCCUCGAUCACGCUCGUCAAAUCUGUGCUGAUAAAUCUGUGAAUGUGAAAACCCAAGUGGUUGUUGGGGAUCCCAAGUAUAAGAUCUGCGAAACCGUGGAGAAUUUGCACGCAGAUCUGCUUGUCAUGGGUUCACGAGCUUAUGGCCGCAUUAAAAGGAUGUUUCUAGGAAGUGUAAGCAACUACUGCACCAACCACGCGCACUGUCCUGUUGUGAUAAUUAAACCCAAAGAGGAUUCUGCGGAAUAA
Thlaspi arvense is the source of this 309-nucleotide messenger RNA. NCBI's taxonomy places the organism in Eukaryota, Viridiplantae, Streptophyta, Magnoliopsida, Brassicales, Brassicaceae. The record is from the annotation of a GenBank genome assembly.